AUGAGUAAGAAUAUUCAAGAGCUGAGGGUAGCGCUGGAAAGGCAAACCAAAGAGACCUUGAAACUGCAGGAAGAAGUAACCAGGUACUCGGGGGACUCUUUCGGACGUCGAGAAGGGGCUUCUAUAAGCAAUGUGAUAAAUUCAAAUACUUCUACUCCGUCCGUGGGCAGCCCAAAGUGUCGGAGUUCCAGUGGUCACAGCACAGUGCUGAAUACCACCUCCUGCGCCAUCACUCCCGGCAGCCCACCCAAGCUCCCGUCCUCUAAACACGGAGAAUUUGGGAGCCCCAGGAGGGGCAGUAACUCUGGGAAAGAGCACGUUGAGAACAUCUUGGAAGAAUAUUCUCAGCAAGUCAGAGAUCUGCAGAAGAAGCUGAGUGAUGCUACAGAGCGACACGAGCAACAGAAGUUCACUUUAAGGCAGACAGUCAUUGAGUUGCAGACAAGCCUUCGGGAGGUGCAGAGGGAGAAAGACUCCAUUUCUGACUUCAGGCGAAGAGAAUCCCAAACCUCCGAGGAUGUCUGUGCCCAGCUACGGGCUACGAUCAAAGAGCUGGAAACCGCCAAUCAGCUUCAGGAGGAGAUGCUGAAGGAAGCCAGUAACCAAGCAGAGCAUCUGAAGACGAUGGUGCAGGCCCACGAGGAUGUGCUCCAGGAGCUCCGGAACAUCCUGGUGGAUUAUGAACAGAACUCUGGCAAGAAGACAUACGAACACGAGAGCCUCUCCAAUCUCCAUGUCCGCAACCUGCCAACGGCUGUUAAUAAAAUUCUACGCGACCUCGAGGCAGAGGUGAUGCACGCCAAAGCGAAGAUUGCCCCACUGGAAGAACAGCUGGAAGUGAUGAAGAAAGAGUCGGAGUCCAAAACUCAAACUCUGCUGCAGCAGCAUCAGGAGAGCAUUGAAAGAUUGAUAAGCGAACACGAAAUGGAGCUGGAGACACUGAAUGAAAAAGCGAAUAAUUCCAUCAGUCACGCUUCCAAUAUCCAAAGCCAGAUGGAAAUCAUUCAUGAACAAGCAAGGAACCAGAGUUCAGUGUACAUGCGGCAGAUUGGUCAGCUGGAAGACACCGUUUCUCAGCUGCGUUCUGAGCUCCGAGAAUCAAGGAGGAAUUCUGAAGACAAGGUGAGUGCAAAAAUGCAGAUUGAAGACCUGGAAAAGCAGCUGCUUCUGGCUCAUUCCGAGAUGUCCGAGGCUCAAAGCGAAAGAGACCAAUUCAACCAAGAAACUGGAAAUCUGGACGGCCAGGUUCAGCAAUUGAUGGCUGAGCUGCACAAGAAAGAUACGGAGCUGAAGUUGGAAAAGGAGCAAAAUAAGCGGCUCUGGGAUCGGGACACUGGCAGCAACAUCACCAUCGACCACCUGCGGAGAGAGCUGGACAGCAAGAACAUGGAGCUGCAGCGCAUGGAUUCCAUAGUCAACUCUGUGAAGAUGGAGUAUCAGGACCAAGCGGAACGCCAGAUGUCCGCGAUGAGAGAGAAGAACGAAAGCCUGGAGAAGGUGGCCAGCGUGAUCGCCCAGCAAGAGUCCACCAAAGAAAUGCUCCGCAGGGUCGUCGAGGAGCUGACGGAGAAGAAGAUCAGCCUGGAGUCCGCGGAUAGGCAAGUGGCCGAGCUGACGGCAUGCCUGCAGGAGAAGGAGAGGGUGAUCGAGCUGACCAACGACGAGAUCCACAAGCUUCGAGGACGGGUGGACAGCAAACUGCAGGAGCUCCAGCAGCUGAAGAACGAGGGCGACCACCUGCGGGGCCUGCAGUCUGACUGCGAGGCCCUGACGCUGCAGGUGAAAGAGAAGGAGAAGGUGAUCGAGAUCCUGCGGAAGCAGAUCGACAACAUGACCCAGAUCGUGGGCCAGCACGGCCGGACGGCGGGCGCCAUGGAGAUGGAGAAGUCCCACCUUUUGAGAGAAAUCAACGACAAGAAACAGGAGCUCCAAGACCUUAAGGUUUCUCAGGACAAGAAAGACAGCCGGAUUCGUGAACUGGAGGCCAGCGUGAGCGAGAUGGAGCUGGACAGGGUUAAACUGGUAAACUUGAACGCCGAGCGGCUUCGAAGCAUGAAAGAGCUAAUGUUGGAACGAGACGAACUGGUGACUGAAGUCAAAUCCAGUCAACUUGAGCUUGCUUCGCUUGCGGAUCAGUCGGAUGCUGUAAGGAACGAAUACCGAAUAAAAAGCGAAGAGCUGGAAGCCACUGUGAGCAAGCUGAAAGUGCAACUCAAAUCCGCUCAGAUUGAACUAGAGCAAACCAGAACCACCGUAAAGACGAUGGAAGGGUCUGAUGGCCAUGCCAUGAAGGUUGCCAUGGGGAUGCAGAAGCAAAUCACAGCCAAGCGAGGACAGAUAGACGCUUUGCAGAGCAAGAUCAAGUUCUUGGAGGAGGCCAUGACCAAUGCGACCAAGGAGAAACAUUACCUGAAAGAAGAGAGGAACAAGUUGAGCCAGGAGCUGAGCUCGGUGGCUUCUUUAAACAACAAAAUGAUGGGGGAGCUGGAGAUUCUGCGGUCCCAAGACAAACGGAUGAAAGAGAAACUGGCUACCAUGGAGGCAGCCCUUGAAAAGGCGUCUAUGCAGUUUGCAGAGUGUCAGUGCAUCAUGCAGCGGCAGGAGCAGGAAGUGAUGCGCUACAAACUUCAGCACGCUUUGGACGUAAAAGAGCUGCAGGGGCCUGGCUAUACCAUGUCCUCCUCUUCCAUGAAGACGCGCCAUCCAGUUCUGCCUCACUCCCACCCACCCAGCGCUCCGUCCUCCCAAGCCUUUGCCGGCCACAUGACUCUUAUGUUGUCCAGGGACAACUCGGUGAAGGAGGACCCGUUGCACGAUUUAAAGCACCUCCUCCAAGAAUUGCGGAGUACAAUCGACGAAAUCCCCGCUGCGAUACUCCCCGGGAGAGAAAGCGACAGCGAGAGCGACUCGCAGAUGGAAACCGCGAGCAAUACUCUAGACUUUACCAGCAAGGAAUGUAUUAGGAAAAGACCAGAUGACUCUUACAGCAGGGACCUCCCGAGCAGAGAUUUGCCUACUGACGUCUCCAUGGGGCAAGAUACUUUCAGCAGGGAACCUUUAUUGUUGCAUACUGCAGACCUUGAGGAUCCAGACACUACGCCCCGUUUCCCAUCCAGUGUGUCUCAUACGAUCUUCACUUCCACUCCUCGAUAUACCACCGCAAAGAGACUGUCUCCGGAGGAGCGGUUCAAAGCGAGGUCCCCGGUGCACACGUUGCUCACUACUCCGCAGGAUGACCUCAAGGCAGUUCCCGGUCCCUCUUUGGAACAUCGUUCAGCUCUGAAGAAGAGCAGCUCCCCAGAAGCCUCAACUGCCUUUAGAACCAUGCAGACGGGGGAACUCAGUGGAAGCACGUGCCGGAAAGUACAGAACAAAAUGGAGAGCCUGCAAAACCUGGUGGAGACGCUACAGAUUAAAAACCAAGCAAUGUCUUCAAUGAUCAGAAGCCAGGAGAAGAAGAUCGAGAAAGCCAAGGAGAAAGGGAAGAAGCUGACCAAAUGA
Messenger RNA from Euleptes europaea (tarantolino), 3501 nucleotides. It is a transcript of the gene CCDC158, whose product is annotated as coiled-coil domain containing 158. NCBI's taxonomy places the organism in Eukaryota, Metazoa, Chordata, Lepidosauria, Squamata, Sphaerodactylidae. The transcript has 24 exons. Bases 1 to 3501 code for a protein of 1166 amino acids. The record is from RefSeq and is a predicted model, not a curated record.